Hyaena hyaena (striped hyena) is the source of this 1338-nucleotide messenger RNA. RefSeq names its product transcription elongation factor A2 (gene TCEA2). The record is from RefSeq and is a predicted model, not a curated record. NCBI's taxonomy places the organism in Eukaryota, Metazoa, Chordata, Mammalia, Carnivora, Hyaenidae. The transcript is spliced from 10 exons. Gene Ontology annotation, biological process: DNA-templated transcription; transcription elongation by RNA polymerase II. Gene Ontology annotation, molecular function: zinc ion binding; nucleic acid binding. Bases 306 to 1142 code for a protein of 278 amino acids. Gene Ontology annotation, cellular component: nucleus.
UAGCCAGGACUCAGUCAGCAGCAACUGGGCAGUGGGUGGAUAUGUGGAGACCCUCGCUUAAGACCCUUGGGAGGUCUGGUGAGCCUGGCCUGGGAGCGCUUCGGAGCUGGAGCCCCUGGCCAGCUGUGCCCACUGUGCUCCUGGCCUCGUUGUCCCACGGCCAGUGAGCCUUUGUAGGAGGCUGUGCCAUUGUCUCCCAGCAGGAAGCAGGUAGAUGGGACUCCAGUUUCAGCCCCUCUCCGAGAUUUGGCAACCUGCGUACCCUCACAUGGAAGCACCCUUAGUGGGCGGCACCUGCCUUCAGGAUGUUGGAGGGAGCCAUGGACCUGCUGCGGGAGCUGAAGGCCAUGCCCGUCACGCUGCACCUGCUGCAGUCUACACGCGUCGGCAUGUCUGUCAACGCCCUGCGGAAGCAGAGUUCUGAUGAGGAGGUCAUCGCGCUGGCCAAGUCGCUCAUCAAGUCCUGGAAGAAGCUCCUGGAUGCUUCUGAUGCCAAAGCCAGGGAGCAGAGGAGGGGCGGGCCUCUGCCCACAUCGUCCUCGAAGGAGGCUCCCAAGGCCCAGGAUCCCAGCCACAAGAGGCCAGAGCUGCCCAGGAUGCCAUCGGCCCCGAGGAUCACCACGUUUCCCCCGGUGCCAGUCACCUGUGAUGCAGUGCGCAACAAGUGUCGUGAGCUGCUGACCGCCGCCCUGCAGACAGACCAUGAUCAUACGGCCGUUGGUGCAGACUGCGAGGGCCUGUCGGCCCAGAUUGAGGAAUGUAUCUUCCGGGACGUGGGGAACACGGACAUGAAGUAUAAAAACCGCGUGCGGAGCCGCAUCUCCAACCUCAAGGACGCUAAGAACCCCGAGCUGCGGCGGAAUGUGCUGUGUGGCGCCAUAACGCCCCAGCAGAUUGCCGUGAUGACGUCAGAGGAGAUGGCCAGCGACGAGCUGAAGGAGAUCCGGAAGGCAAUGACCAAGGAGGCCAUCCGAGAGCACCAGAUGGCUCGCACGGGGGGCACACAGACAGACCUCUUUACCUGCGGGAAGUGCAGGAAGAAGAACUGUACUUACACGCAGGUGCAGACCCGCAGCUCUGAUGAGCCCAUGACCACCUUCGUCGUCUGCAAUGAGUGUGGAAACCGCUGGAAGUUCUGCUGAGCCCUCGCUGACAUGUCUGAAGGCUUGGGCUGUGCCCAGUGUUGGCCACAGCCUUCCCUGCAUCCUCUGUCAACAGACAUAGCUUCUGGAGACCCGCCCUGUGCCUACCUGAACUUCCUCAGAGGGCUGUGCACCCCACCCCACCCCCUACCACCUGCUGUAUACCUUUCUUCCCUUUCCCCCCCAAAUUAUUAAA